Molecule: messenger RNA, 1062 nt
Organism: Lampris incognitus (smalleye Pacific opah)
Lineage: Eukaryota; Metazoa; Chordata; Actinopteri; Lampriformes; Lampridae
Exons: 12
Coding region: 1-1062 (353 amino acids)
Biological process (GO): adenylate cyclase-activating G protein-coupled receptor signaling pathway
Cellular component (GO): plasma membrane
Molecular function (GO): G protein-coupled receptor activity
Source: RefSeq, a predicted model, not a curated record
AUGGAGUUCAACGGUACAUUGAAUGGAGAUCAGAUCGAUGUUCUCUCUACAGUGUACUUAGUGUCCCUUACUCCCAGUUUAAUUGGGAGUUUGUCUGUUCUGGCCGUUUCUAUUGCAAGGUGGAGGCAUCUGCAAGAACAGGUGCUGCCCCUUGUGCAGCUUGCCCUGGCAGACCUCUUGGCUGCGCUCAUCCUGAUGUUCAGCAGCGCUAUUAACAAAGCCAACUUCACCAAUAAUGUGGUCAUCUGCGAGCACGCCCUGCCUCUGUCGCUGACGUUUUACUUUGUGUCGUUUCUGCUGGCGGUCGUUUAUGCAUGGGAAUCCAAAACCGCAAUUCAAGGCUGGAGAGCAAGACGGGGAGGGGAUGAAGAGGAACGGUUCCAGUGCAGAAGGAAAGUAAUAGUUAUACCUCUAUACGCCAGUGUGUGGCUGAUACCCAUUGCGAUGUACAUUGCAUAUGUGCUCACCGCCUACCUGACCGCCGCCCCGCUGUUUCCGCCCAGUGAUGAAAUGGCCAACAGACUCGCUUUUGUCGACAGCAAAUACUGCUCCAGCUGCAUCCUCUUCUUGCAUGUAUGGAAGGAUCCCUGCUCAGAACUUGAGAAAAUCCAUGACACCUUUAUCCGAUUUUUUCUCUUUCUCGUUAUGGUGCCGGUGCUGGUGUCCAGCUCAAUAAUAUAUUAUAAGGUUAGCAGUUGGUAUCAUAGAUAUGGGCAGGAGGGGCUGUUCCCUGUGGAAGGAGAUGGACGUUCAAGAAGGCGCCUGAGAAAAAUGUUCCCCACAGCGCGUAACAUGGUGUUUGUCAUCAUAUUCUGCUGGGCACCAGCGCUCCUCCUCGUGAUUCUGUCUACACUUCCUGCAUGGACGAAGGUUCAACAACAUCAUCUAUUUUGGCUCUUUAUCCUACAGGCAGUCACCGUGUCUCUCCAGGGAUUCCUCAACAGCAUGGUUUACGCCUGGAGACGACCCAACUUCACGGAGGCCGUACUGGGGGAGAACGCGUCCUUGCUGGCGCACAGCCGCCAGGCCUUCUUCGACGAGUCACUCAGGAGCCCGUCCUGA